Eubalaena glacialis (North Atlantic right whale) is the source of this 1794-nucleotide messenger RNA. RefSeq names its product protein phosphatase 1 catalytic subunit gamma (gene PPP1CC). The record is from RefSeq and is a predicted model, not a curated record. The transcript has 7 exons. Gene Ontology annotation, molecular function: protein serine/threonine phosphatase activity. NCBI's taxonomy places the organism in Eukaryota, Metazoa, Chordata, Mammalia, Artiodactyla, Balaenidae. Bases 193 to 1164 code for a protein of 323 amino acids. Gene Ontology annotation, cellular component: cytoplasm; nucleus.
UUUUGUUCUUCUCGUGGUUCCAGUGGGGAGAGAAGGAGGAAGCAGGGAGCGAGGCGGUUGGGGGCGACCCGCCGCGGCUUUUGCCACCGCCGCCACCACCAUCUCUGUGCUCGUGGCGUGGGAAAGGAGGUGUAAACCCCGGGCGCGAGCCGGCGGCGGCGCCACUGCGGGAGGGUCGGCGGUGGGAAGGCGAUGGCGGAUAUAGAUAAACUCAACAUCGACAGCAUCAUCCAACGGCUGCUGGAAGUGAGAGGGUCCAAGCCUGGUAAGAAUGUCCAGCUACAGGAGAAUGAAAUCAGAGGACUGUGCUUAAAGUCCCGAGAGAUCUUUCUCAGUCAGCCUAUCCUACUAGAACUUGAAGCACCACUCAAAAUAUGUGGUGAUAUCCAUGGACAAUACUAUGAUUUGCUUCGACUUUUUGAGUACGGUGGUUUCCCGCCAGAAAGCAACUACCUGUUUCUUGGGGACUAUGUGGACAGGGGAAAGCAGUCAUUGGAGACCAUCUGCCUCUUACUGGCUUACAAAAUCAAAUAUCCCGAGAAUUUUUUUCUUCUCAGAGGAAACCACGAAUGUGCCAGCAUCAAUAGAAUUUAUGGAUUUUAUGAUGAAUGUAAAAGAAGAUAUAACAUUAAACUAUGGAAAACUUUCACAGACUGCUUUAACUGUUUACCGAUAGCAGCCAUCGUGGAUGAGAAAAUAUUCUGCUGUCAUGGAGGUUUAUCACCAGAUCUUCAAUCUAUGGAGCAGAUUCGGCGAAUUAUGCGACCAACUGAUGUACCAGAUCAAGGUCUUCUUUGUGAUCUUUUGUGGUCUGACCCCGAUAAAGAUGUCUUAGGCUGGGGUGAAAAUGACAGAGGAGUGUCCUUCACAUUUGGUGCAGAAGUGGUUGCAAAAUUUCUCCAUAAGCAUGAUUUGGAUCUUAUAUGUAGAGCCCAUCAGGUGGUUGAAGAUGGAUAUGAAUUUUUUGCAAAGAGGCAGUUGGUCACUCUGUUUUCUGCACCCAAUUAUUGUGGAGAGUUUGACAAUGCAGGUGCCAUGAUGAGUGUGGACGAAACACUAAUGUGUUCUUUUCAGAUUUUAAAACCUGCAGAAAAAAAGAAGCCGAAUGCCACGAGGCCCGUAACACCUCCAAGGGGUAUGAUCACAAAGCAAGCAAAGAAAUAGAUGUCAUUUUGACACUGUCUAGUUCGGACUUGUAACAUAUAGUGUAUAACCUUCAUUUUUACAACUGUAAUGUGUAUUGGUCAGCUUGCUCAAAAAGUGUUUGUGGGCCCCCCCCCUUCCAUUUUUGACUUAAUGAAUAGUAUUUGCUGGUUAUAACAGCAAAUGAAAGACUCUCCACUCCCAAGGAAAAAUGUUUUGUUUUGUUUAGUUCUCUGUUCCUUUUUGCAAACAACUUUAAUGAUGGUGUUAAAGCUGUACACCCCAGGACAUUUUAUCCUUUCUGAGGGGUGAGCGUACAGCUGAUCUUUUUUUAAUUCCGUACAGCCCAUGAAUAAUGUACAUGCUCACUUUCUUUAGGACAUAAAGAGAGCCCUAGGGUGCUCAGUCUGUACGUGUUAUUGUCAUAAGAUGCAUAUUGUUGGAUACAAACCACUGUGAACUCUUUUUUUGUUUUUUUUCAAAGGGAUUGCUUUUUUUUCUCAUUGUCUUAUCAUGUACAAGCUAGUUUUUAUAGCUAUCAACAUUAGGAGUAACUUUCAACCUUGCCAGCAUCACUGGUAUGUAUAUUUAAUUAAAGCACACUUUCCCCUGCGAUAUACUUAAAAUGACGAUUAAAGCCAUUAUUUUAAA